Molecule: messenger RNA, 540 nt
Organism: Mesorhabditis belari
Lineage: Eukaryota; Metazoa; Nematoda; Chromadorea; Rhabditida; Rhabditidae
Source: the annotation of a GenBank genome assembly
AUGGACGACAUGACCAAUGAUAUCAAUAUGGAUCCAGAUGAGCUGAGAGAGCUGCCGAGGAGGAUGAGCUCGGGCUGGGAGGAGAACGUGAAGGAUCGAAGGAAAAACGUCUCCGAGAAAGAUGCCUUUCAAUCAGACAAUCGCAAGACAAAACUCGAUCCGAUCACAAUGCCAAUGGGGAGAAGAGAUCCGAAAAAUAAUGAACAAAAAGACCUUGGAUCAAAAUCGCUCAAGUAUUGUCACAAUUGUCACAAUGACCACGUUGAUAUUCACCGGUUUUCUUUGCCUGAGUUGAUCGCUCUUCGUUGGGAGGACGUCACGGAUGGGGAGGAACAAUUGCUUGUGCGAAAGGCCAAAAACGAUCAAGAUGUCAAAGGACGAUCGAUGCUUGUUCAUUUACUAUUCAAGACGCAUACCUUGUGGAAGAAAUGGUUAAACAACGGAGUUUGUCUUCCCCGGACGGCAAGGACACAGCGUGGCGGCAAACGACAUCUCGAAAUUCUUUGGAUGGAACAACUACACGUCGCACUCACUUUGGGC